This is a messenger RNA of Musca vetustissima, 654 nucleotides long. Its product is annotated as fat body protein 2-like. The transcript is spliced from 4 exons. The record is from RefSeq and is a predicted model, not a curated record. Gene Ontology annotation, biological process: alcohol metabolic process. Gene Ontology annotation, molecular function: alcohol dehydrogenase (NAD+) activity. Lineage: Eukaryota; Metazoa; Arthropoda; Insecta; Diptera; Muscidae. Gene Ontology annotation, cellular component: cytoplasm. Bases 1 to 654 code for a protein of 217 amino acids.
AUGGAAAAAAUCAACACUGUCUUUCUACUCAAUAGAGGUGAAACGACGAAAGCUAAAAGUGAGACCAUCAAAGCCGCUUAUAAGAGGGCUAAGGAACUAAUUGGUACAUUUGAUGUCGUUGUGAAUGGAUCGGGGGUUGCUAAUGAAGGAAACAUCGACCAAUUAGUGCAAAUUAAUUUGGGAGGUCUCAUGCAUAGUUCUCUAACAGCCAUGGACUACAUGAGUAAGGCCAACGGUGGCCAAGGUGGUUACAUUAUAAAUAUUGGUUCAAUAACCGGUUUAAAUCCUACAGAUUUUUGUGGGCUCUAUGGAGCAACAAAGAGUGGAGUUAUUAAUUUCACCAAUACAAUGGCAAAACCUUUGUAUUUCGAUAAAACUGGUGUUAGUUUUGUUACAAUUUGCCCCGGUGUAACAUUAACAACAAUGCUAAAGGAUGUUGUUACAAAGUGCCUUUCGGCAAAAUACCUUUCAAAGGAUAACAAUCUUUUUGAUUCUGUGAUUGAUCAAACUCCCGCUGAAUUUGCUGAAAAUCUGGUGAAAGUUUUGGAAAGUGCAGCGAAUGGUACUAUAUGGGUAUUAGAUGGCGGCAAAAUUCAUGAAGCCCACUUGCCAGAAAUAUGGGGACCAGCUCUGAGAUAUAAAACGAGAAAUUGA